Molecule: messenger RNA, 1533 nt
Organism: Anthostomella pinea
Lineage: Eukaryota; Fungi; Ascomycota; Sordariomycetes; Xylariales; Xylariaceae
Source: the annotation of a GenBank genome assembly
AUGGAGACAUCACCUCGUCCAAACAGUCCACCACCACCGCACCCUGGAACGCCACUGUCCCGAAGACCUGGCUAUGUCGUUGCCCUACUCACUCUAACUUCGUUCCUUGUCGAAAUGGGCCUUACCCUCAACGAGGUCCCCUCCGUCUCCGUCGUCACGGCGCUCAUAUGCAGCCGCUAUUACAACUACGAGGUACCUGCCGAACAGCUCACCGAACAAGAAUGUACGCAAAACACACAGGUCGUGGAAGAGGUCAACCGCUUCCUCAUGAUAAACACCAUAAUAAGCUCCAUACUCACACUUCUGGUGGCACUAGCCUUCGCCGCCGCCGCUGAUGUAUAUGGCCGCAAGCGAAUCUUCAGCUUCUGCAUCCUCGGUAUGCUCCUGAGCAACGCCCUGAGCGUCCUGUUCGCGCGCCUCGUGCCGAGUGUAUCGGUUGAGUCCAUCUGGUGGGCAAACGUCGCGGUGCUUCUGGGAGGAGGUUUCAGAGUAGCAGAGGCGCUCGUCUUCACCAUGAUAACAGAUGUAGCAGACGAACGGUGGAGAACGACCUGGUUCCAAAUCGCAAUAUGCGGCAUCUUGCUGGCAGAGAUCCUGGGUUCGCUCCUGAGUGGAUUUCUACUCGGCGAGUCACUAUGGCUGCCCAUGUAUCUCGGACUCGUCUUCCUCGCCGCCGGCCAAACUCUCGCAUUCUUCAUACCCGAGACUCUACACAUGCGACACCUAGAACAGCACAGGCAACACUCACCACUUGCCACACCCCCAACGAGCUUGUCCACGCACAUCAGGUCCAUCUGGCACUCCAUCAAAACAGCCAUCCCAUCGCUCCCCCACAGCGGCAUCCUCCCCCUCCUACCCGCCGCAUCCCUCGUCAUCCCCCUAGGCACAACCGCCAUGUUCACCAUGAUCCAAGCGCUCCCGACGCGCUACGCCACCACCUUCGCGCAAUCCAGCCAGUACGAAGCCCUCCGCGGCGGCACCAACCUCGCCGUCCUCCUCAUCAUCCUGCCCCUGCUCUCCUACCACCUGCGCCACCACCCCAUCCUCCGGCGCGACGCCCUCCUCAACCUCGGCUCCUCCCUCUUCUUGGUGGCGGGCAUGCUCGUCAUCGCCGCGGCGCCGAACCUGGCCGCCGCCCUCGUCGGCCUCGUGCUCUUCUCGCUGGGCGCCGGCGUCCCGGCGCUCGUGCGCUCCAUCAUCGCCCAGGUCGUCGAUCGCGCGCACUGGGGCGCGCUCUUUGGUGUCUUGGCUGUGCUGGAGCAGCUGGGCGGGCUGGUAUUCUCGCUGGUCAUGGCGGCGUUGCUGCAGAGGGGGCUGGCGGAGGGAGGGGGCGGAGGUUCGUUGGGCUAUCCGUUUUGGUUCGCUUUUGCUGUGUUGGUGAUUGUGUGUGCUUGUUCUUGGUUUGCGCGUCCGAGGGCGCCGGCGGGGAUGAUGGGGGAGGAGGAUGCGGUGGAGUUGACGCGGGCGCGAGGGCCGGGCGGUGGUGUGGAGAGAGGUGCUGAUGGUGUUGACUCGGCGGCUUCGAGAGAGUAG